Molecule: messenger RNA, 3076 nt
Organism: Drosophila persimilis
Lineage: Eukaryota; Metazoa; Arthropoda; Insecta; Diptera; Drosophilidae
Gene: TTLL5
Product: tubulin polyglutamylase TTLL5
Exons: 5
Coding region: 74-2863 (929 amino acids)
Biological process (GO): protein polyglutamylation; microtubule cytoskeleton organization
Cellular component (GO): cilium
Molecular function (GO): tubulin-glutamic acid ligase activity; tubulin binding
Source: RefSeq, a predicted model, not a curated record
GUUUGGACGUUGGAAACGGAGGCAGUGUUUGCUCUAAGCAAUCUCACAGUAAAAUUCAUUCGCCGAAUUCAUUAUGCCUUCUUCACUGUGUGAAACGAUUAAAAAUUCCGCAGACAAUUUAGAAAGUCCAAAACAUGAUGAUUGGAUUACAAGUGGAAAAAUGGGUUCACGGGAAGCCGUUCUGGUGUUUCGAACAAACAUACUCAAUCCAAAAACUAGAAAGAAUUUAUCGGAAACCUACUCGUCGCCAGUACUGCCAGAGAGCAGAUCUAAUAUGGAGGCAACUCUUUUGUGCCGAAAUGGUGAAAAUGACAUAAGUUCUUUAUCCCUACCACUAUGCAGUAACGAAGACUUGAGUGGUUCAAAACAGCGAAAAAUCUAUGUAUCAAUUAGAAAUUCGGUCAAUAUUAAUCAAACUGAAAAUUCAGACUUUCAAAGCACUGCAAAAAAGAUGAAUAAGCAGUAUUCCUCAAGCGAUACGUCUAUGUCCAGCGAAGGAGAAGAACCUACACGAAAUAUAAAAAAUAAAUUUCGAACCCUAAAAAAGAAUCCGAAUGACAUAAACACUAACUUAGUAGAAGAUGUAUCAAAGGAAAGUGGCUACGAUUCCACAACACCUGCCAAAUCAAUAACGAACAUCAGCGCAAGUGAGGAAGAAGAAUGUGUUACAGAGGACGACGAAGAAUGUGGUAUUGUUAUGCCGGCAUAUAAGCUGAAAAUCACCUAUAAGUUUAUUCAAACUGAAACAAAAUUGCUCAGAAAGAUAUUUGAUGUGCAUGGCCUUAGAGAAGUUGAGGGUGAUAAAAAUUUUAAUUUACUAUGGACUGGGGUUCAUAUGAAAUUGGAUAUACUGAGAAAUUUAGCACCGUAUCAAAGAGUCAAUCAUUUUCCUAGGUCCUACGAGUUAACCCGAAAAGAUAGACUCUAUAAAAAUAUCGAGCGUAUGCAACAUCUUCGUGGAAUGAAACAUUUUGACAUUGUACCCCAAUCGUUUAUUCUUCCCUUGGAAUCACGAGACCUAAUAAUAGCACAUAACAAACAUCGUGGCCCAUGGAUAGUAAAACCAGCAGCAUCAAGUAGAGGAAGAGGAAUAUUCAUUGUAAAUUCGCCAGAUCAAAUUCCUCAGGAUGAACAAGUUCUUGUAUCAAAGUAUAUUAUUGACCCGCUUUGUAUUGAUGGACACAAGUGUGAUUUACGAGUAUAUGUAUUAGUUACAUCUUUUGAUCCUCUUAUUAUUUACCUUUACAAAGAGGGAAUAGUAAGAUUAGCCACAGUCAGAUACGAUAGAAAUGCUGAUAAUCUAUGGAACCCGUGUAUGCAUCUUUGCAAUUACAGCAUCAACAAAUACCAUUCCGACUACAUCAGAUCCUCAGAUGCCCAAGAUGAGGAUGUGGGCCAUAAAUGGACAUUAUCGGCUCUCUUAAGGCACCUGAAAAUUCAGGGCUGUGAUACUCAUCAGUUAAUGCUGAAUAUAGAAGAUUUAAUAAUAAAAGCUAUUCUGGCCUGUGCUCAAACCAUUAUUUCCGCAUGUAGAAUGUUCGUUCCAAAUGGAAAUAACUGUUUUGAAUUAUAUGGAUUUGAUAUUCUAAUCGACAAUUCACUUAAGCCUUGGUUACUAGAAGUGAAUCUUUCGCCAUCUAUGGGAGUAGAUAGUCCCUUAGAUACUAAAGUAAAGGCAUGCCUAAUUGCUGAUUUAUUGACUUGCGUUGGUAUACCAGCAUAUAGUCCAGAAGUGAGAUCACAUUACGAUAGCAAAUGGUCGCGAUUCCGCAGUUCUAGUUGUCAAAGGAGUAUUAAUGUUACAAGUGUCUCAUAUAAAAUCAAAAAGAAUAAGAAAAAAGGGUCCGUCAGCACUGAUCAUCUGACUGGUGAAGAACAGCGCAUAUUACGAAAUGCUCGUUUACAAUAUUCCCGUCGAGGAGGAUUUGAACGCAUAUUUCCUACAGCUGACUCAAUGCAGCGGUAUGGUAACUUUUUAGAUUCUACAAAUGGUAUUCCGAUCUCUACCCCAAACGUACAAGGCCAGACAUUCCAAACAUUAAUUAUGCAGCAUAACUAUAACCAAAUGCUUCACUCAAAUUUAUACUGCCAGGAUACGAGUUAUACUAUAGAUGAUAGUUUAGAAAAAAAUCGUAUUAAACAAUACGAACGAGCUUUGGAGACUGGAUCUGAAAUUCCAUUUGCAAAGAAGCCUGCAGUGGAAAAAUCCGAAGAAGAAGGUAGAAGGCAACGAAAACUGAUGCUUAAAAAAAUUGGAACUGGCUCUGAACUAACUCAGUUUCAAGCGCGGCAAACUUUCAGCUUGUACCUGGAAUCUGUUUUAAAACGAAUAACACAAGAUCCCAGAGACAAUCAUGAAAAAAUUAUACUAAAGUUUUUAAACAAAUUUGGAGGAUCCGUUAAACCGCCAGUAUUAUUUCGAAAUACUCAAAGCAUAAAAGUUAUAAGUAAAGCCCGUUCAGCAAUGGUAGCAAAGCUCCUUGGAGAUUUUCUGGAAAAUUAUAAAAGAGACACAGAAGCAUAUGUGGACUCAUUUGAUCAUUUUGGAAUGAUACCAUCUAGUGCUUAUCAACAAUUUUUGACGCACGCUCAAGAGUCCGAUUUAGAAGCAGUCCUCACUCUUCAUACUAAUGUUACUGGAAUUAUGCCCUUUCUGUAUAAUCGCUGUGGAUUAUCAGUGCCACCUACGCCACCGAUUCCGUCCGGCUUGCAUGGGUUUUUGAGAGCUCUUCCAUCGAUGGUAUCAUCUUCUGGUGUAGCUAGAGAAGUUAGCAAAUAUGAUGGAUAUUUCAAAAACAAUGAUAAAGAUUAUGAAAAUGUACAAGAUGCAUCUAUAAGACCCAAGAGUUCAAGGCGAUUUUGAAUAAGUUUCUGUUUAAUAUACUAAUCAAUGGUUCUAAUCCAGUCAAAAUUAUUUAAGGAUCCAAAUGAUUAAACUAAGAAAACUUUUAAAUUAAAUUAAAAACAAUCCACAAAGAUAUAUAAUCAUAUUUACCUCUUUGCUUAAGCCAUACUUUGUACGCCAAAGAUAAAUGAAAUCAAAAGUUCAAAAAUAAAUGCGAAACGCACCAACUAA